AUGUCCGAAACAAGCACCGCUCAGGCGCCCGGUGUUUCCAUCCUGCAGGUUUCUGCACCUUACCUAGCUUGGCCUGUCAUGUUUCUCUCUUUCGCUAUCGGAGACGGCGGCUCUUCUAUCCUUUUUUCUUUUUCUUCUUCUGCCCCUCCUCAGCAUGGCAUCUUACUCUUGUUUAAUGUGGUAAGGAGUGGGAUGAAGUUGGUGGAGGUCAGCAGCACCGAAAUGGUUCCUCCUCCUGGAGGACUGGGAAGAGGGGCACGCAUUCCUUCUGACAAGCGUCAAGCGUCACACGCUCUCCAGCCAAUGCUCCAUGUUUCCCAGAAAGGUCAGACCAAGACUAAAUGCCGCCAGCGCACAUGUCAAGCAUAG
This is a messenger RNA of Colletotrichum paranaense, 369 nucleotides long. RefSeq lists its product as uncharacterized. NCBI's taxonomy places the organism in Eukaryota, Fungi, Ascomycota, Sordariomycetes, Glomerellales, Glomerellaceae. The record is from RefSeq and is a predicted model, not a curated record. Bases 1 to 369 code for a protein of 122 amino acids. The transcript has a single exon.